Messenger RNA from Sinocyclocheilus rhinocerous, 468 nucleotides. Its product is annotated as UBA-like domain-containing protein 2. Bases 128 to 412 code for a protein of 94 amino acids. Lineage: Eukaryota; Metazoa; Chordata; Actinopteri; Cypriniformes; Cyprinidae. The record is from RefSeq and is a predicted model, not a curated record. Gene Ontology annotation, molecular function: protein binding. The transcript is spliced from 3 exons.
ACUGGAAGGCGAGCGAGAGGAGAGAGCGUGAAGGAAGAGCCUGGCAGGGACGCUCGCUUUCAACGGACACGCAAACAUCAUACGGAGAUUUCCGUUCCCGGGAGUCGCGGAGGAGCGAACAGCGGCGAUGUCGGUGAAUAUGGACGAGCUGAGACAUCAAGUGAUGAUUAACCAGUUUGUUUUGACCGCGGGCUGCGCGGCGGACCAGGCGAAGCAGCUUCUGCAGGCGGCGCACUGGCAGUUCGAGACGGCUCUGAGCUCCUUCUUCCAAGAGGCCAACAUCCCCAGUCAUCACCAGAUGCCCGUCUGGCUGCCGCCGUCCUCUCCCACAGGCCACCACACGCUCCAUCACCAUCACCGCCAUCACAUGCACCAGCCGCCCGUCUCCCAGCCCGCCAACGGCCAGAGAUGAGACUUUGCGGCGGGGGAGACACGGGGAGGGCCGGGGGUGUUAAUGGGGGCGAGGAU